AUGACUUCAGAUUUCCUGAGAAGAUCUCCAAAUAAGUACCUAAAAGAAUUCCAGACACAGAGGAGCUUUGUUAUGGUGAUUAAAGACCUGAUUGGAUCAAUUAUCCAAACCAUAUGGAUUGAUGUUUCAGGAGGAACCGGAGCCCAGUCGGUGACCCAGCCUGAUGCCCACGUCACUGUUUCUGAAGAAGACUUUCUGGAGCUGAGAUGCAACUAUUCCUAUAGUGGAACUCCUUAUCUCUACUGGUAUGUGCAGUACCCCAACCAAGGCCUCCAGCUUCUCCUCAAAUACGUAUCAGGGAACACCAAGGUUCAAGGCUUCCUUGAAGACCAAGAUUAUCUGCAGUAUCCGAUUUUGCCUCUAGAGGAAGACGUUACACAAAUUGAACUUGACAGAAAGCCAGAAACCAGCCAGCUCUUUGAGGAAGAGCUUUUGCUUUACACACCGGUAAACUCACUUACCACUCUGUCAGUGUCCAUGUGGCUGAACUGUUUGCAGAAAAGAGCCUCCUGUUUCCUCUGCAGUUCGGACAUGAAGGCCACCCUCCUCUCAGUGCUGGGGAUGAUAUUCACACUCAGAGGAACAGGAGCUCAGACAGUGACCCAGCCUGAGGACUUUAUCUCUGUCUUUGAAGGGAACUUCGUGCAGGUCAAGUGUAACUACUCAUAUUCUGGGAGUCCUGUGCUCUUCUGGUAUGUCCAGUACCCCAAACGAGGCCUCCAGUUACUCCUGAAACACAUCUCAGGAGAGAGUAUCAAAGGUUUCACGGCCAGCCUUAACAAGGAUGAGACAUCUUUCCAUCUGAAGAAACAAUCAGCUCAAGAGGAAGACUCAGCCACGUAUUACUGUGCUCUGAGGGACACAGUAACUGGUUUCAUAAGGGAAGCAGAGCAUAAACCCUUUGUGGAGUUACAGAAAGACUCAGGUCGAGGCUUUGUCUGGCUGGUUUUAAUCCAUUCAAAUGAAAGAGAGAAACACAGUGGAAGGCUACAAGUCACACUGAACAGCUCCAUCAAAAGCAGUUCUUUGUCCCUCAUGGCCUCCCAGACUGUGGACACUGCUACUUACAUCUGUGCCACGGAACACAGAGGGACCACUGGAGACACAGUGACCCAGACAGAAGGUUCUGUUACCCUCCGUGAGGGGACACCGCUGACCCUGAACUGCACCUACGAGAGCAGCUACUCAGUUUUUGUUUUCUGGUAUGUCCAGUACCAAAACAAAGAGCCUGAGCUCCUCCUGAAGAGCUCAUCAGAAAACCAGAGGGUAGAGCAUCACGGUUUUCAGGCCGAUCUUAAGAGUGACAAGUCCUUCCACCUGGAGAAACGCUCGGUGCAAAUGUCAGACUCGGCCGUGUACUACUGCGUGCUGGGAGGCACAGUGAGAACCACAGGAGGGGGAGCUGAGCGCAAACCCAGAGCGGCACAGGAGGCACCUGGAAGUGGGCAGCCUGGAGGGCAGAAUGAUGACUUAUUUCUCUCCAGUCAGUGUCCUGGGCUGGGCAUAACUAGAGGGAAGGAAAAAAUUCCAGCUCGGAUGGCUCCUCACUCAGGAACCCUGGUGCUACUUUAA
Messenger RNA from Odobenus rosmarus divergens (Pacific walrus), 1572 nucleotides. RefSeq lists its product as uncharacterized. The coding region runs from base 1 to 1572 and encodes 523 amino acids. The record is from RefSeq and is a predicted model, not a curated record. The transcript is spliced from 6 exons. Lineage: Eukaryota; Metazoa; Chordata; Mammalia; Carnivora; Odobenidae.